UAAAACUAUUGGUUUAUCUGGUCAAUGCUUAGUGCUCGCGUUGUCGUAGACUGAAUAUCUCGUAAACGCUUAUACGAAAAAAUGGUUUACAGUUCAGUUUCAAUUCUCGUUCUGCUGAGUGUCAUCAGUGGCGGGCUCUUAGCGCAAAUACCGGAAUAUAUCAAAAUAUGCAAACGAGAUCAAAACACCAUCGCAAGCUGCGUCCUAAAUUCGAUCGAGAGCCUGCGACCGCAACUCAUCUCCGGCAUUCCUGAGCUCAACGUGCCGAGUUUGGAGCCUUUUUACAUUCCAGAGAUAGUAGCAGUGAGUGGUGACUUGGUCCCAUUGAAGGCUUCUGGAAAAGAUGUGAAAGUAUCAGGAGCCGGAAACUUCAGUAUCAAAAGUAUUUCAGUGGACUUGAACACGCUUACCAUUCGCGGGCGAGUCCGGUUCCCGAGGCUUCAUCUUGAUGGCCGCUACAAUCUAGACACGCAGAUCCUGAUUUUGCCUCUGCGUGGGGAAGGAAACCUGGUCGCUGAUGCUGUUAAAUGCGAAGCCGACAUCCUGUUGCGGUCGCGCCUGGUGAUGCGCGACGGGAAGGAGUACCUCGAGUUCACCAGCUUGAAGGUUGACAUCGGCAUCAGGGAUUAUCGCAUCCGGUUAGAAGGACUCUUCAACGGCAACAAAGCUUUGGGAGACGCAACAAACGAGGCGAUUCACCAAAACAGAGGUGAAUUCUUGAAAACCAUGCUGCCUUAUCUCGAGAAGACUGUAUCCAAAAUUCUUCUUGACACUGCUAACAAAAUCGUAGCACCCAUACCGUUCGAUGAACUUUUACCAAAAGCAUAACCUAUUUAUCAAGUAAUCUAAUAAUACCAUGAUGUACGUAGAUAGGCCUCUUCCAAAAUAAAUACGUCAGUGAAAAUACGCACAUUUUUUUUUUAAAUAUCAGUUUUUGAAAGUUCUGUGGAAAUAACAUAACUCAAAAACUACUUUUUGGGGUUAAUAGCUUUUUAAUUAAAUUAAGGAAGAUAGUAUAGCACUGGUAAAAUCAAUCUAAUUUGCAAAACAAGAUUGAUUCAGUCGAAAAUUGAAAGCACACUCAGAGAUUAGGAUGUGUUGUUUGUUGAUGGUAAAAAUGCCGUCGUAGUAGGCCACUACGGCGUAGUAAAAUAUUAAAAAAGAGAUAGGUACCUACCUACCUACCUUCCUAGAGGUAGGAUACCUACAUUUCACAAGAAAUAAAUUAGUUGUUCCAUAUUCAAACGCAUUACGAUUUAGUAUAGUUUUUACUCAAGAGGGCCUAUCUAUUUACAUCAUUGCCUAGUAACUAUUUUGUACAAUAACAUACCUAAGUGUUAUAUAAGUAAGUUAUUGAAUGGGAGGUUAUUGCGCGCUGGUGGACUUUGAGGUCUGCUGUCAACUUAUUGGUAUAAAGGCUCAAAACGUAUUGCACUAGAGCCAAAGUUUAGCGACGCGUUUAUUCCAAAAUUUUACAAAAAACACUGAAUUUUCAGACGUAAUGUGCACAGUGUGAAGCAAAAUGAAAAAGAGAUGCAAAUGUGUUCAUGGACGCCCAUGUACCUAUUUGUUUUUAUUUUGCGGAAUUUAUUUUUCACAAAUAUGUACAUAACGUGGUAAAGUUAUAUACAGUUUCUUUUGCAAUAUUUUGGACAACGAUAUUUUAAAAGAUGCAGCGCGCCGCUUUUACUCUUCUGCAAUUGUGCCUUGAGCCUAAAAAUUGUGUAAGAAAAAGAUAAACAUCAAUUUAGAACAAUAAUAUUUUAGAAUAUUUUCAACGAAUUUAUUAGUCCAAGUCCACUAGCGGUCAAUAAAUAUUAUUUAUUAGUCGAAUUUUAAAAAUACAAAACAAAGUAAAGAUUUUUGGCGUUCUUUACUGAAAAUUGACGAAAAAUGGCAUUAUUUGUCUGCUCUUAAUUUGUUAUUUCUACUUCUUUAAAGUGUAUUGUACCUACUUUUAAAGAAAAAUAAGCAAUGAAUUAUUGUGAUAUUACUUAUAAAUAUGUCAUAUUUAACUAUACAGUAAAAGAGUAGUUAGUCAAAUAACAUAACUAAUAAAUUCGAGAAAUAGUGUACGUACUAUUUAUUUAUUUAUCUAUCAAAUCAAUCUCAUUCUUAAGGCUGCCUGAAUUUAUGGUAUUCUUGCUGCGACAGCGCAUUUUAGCCAAUAGUAAAAUAACAUCAGCCAAUCAGACGUAAUUGGAGGAUGACAGCAUCCACUAUGACGCGUUUCUGUAAGAAUUUUGUUGGUACAUUAGGCAUUUGUAGUUUGUCCGCAUCUUAAAAGGGGUACCCCUUCUUAGAUGCGAACGGUUUACAAGCGCAAGCGACACCCUCUCCGCACCUGUAAUGUAUCACCAGCAUUAAAGUAAUUCAGUAAUAUCUGAUGUAAGCCUGAAAAAACAUGUAAAAUAUUUUUAAGUUCUUAAGUUAAUGCAUUGCAUUUGACCUACGCGACGUUUAAAUAUGUAUAAUUUACUUAAUUUAUUGAAUUCAGACUCGUGUUUUGACGAGUAGCAUUUGUUCAGUUAAAAAAUUAUAAUCAUUCAAAUAAAUAAAAUACAUGGUUUU
This is a messenger RNA of Maniola jurtina (meadow brown), 2571 nucleotides long. RefSeq names its product circadian clock-controlled protein daywake-like. The transcript is spliced from 6 exons. The coding region runs from base 82 to 828 and encodes 248 amino acids. The record is from RefSeq and is a predicted model, not a curated record. NCBI's taxonomy places the organism in Eukaryota, Metazoa, Arthropoda, Insecta, Lepidoptera, Nymphalidae.